This is a messenger RNA of Lindgomyces ingoldianus, 159 nucleotides long. RefSeq lists its product as uncharacterized. The record is from RefSeq and is a predicted model, not a curated record. The transcript has a single exon. Lineage: Eukaryota; Fungi; Ascomycota; Dothideomycetes; Pleosporales; Lindgomycetaceae. The coding region runs from base 1 to 159 and encodes 52 amino acids.
AUGUCUCUCGUCGCGCGCAGUGAGGUCGUCGUCCGCCAGCUCAUGAAGCGAAAGAACUGGGCUGCCAAGGAGCCCGGUGUCAUUCUCGUCUUCUGUAUUGUUGGUGCCGUCGCUCUCCUUCUAUUCGGCCUUUUCAUACAGAAAAAGGUAAGUACCUAG